CGCUGACUCGUUCAGCACGUUGUCCGGCUAACGCGCCCCGCGCCCGCUCCGCCCGCAGCGCCCCGGCCAGCGGCGGCUGUGCCGCUUCCAUCGCCCAGCACGGCAGUUCUUGUGUGGUUGGUGAAAAUAAGCCUACGCUGCAGGAAUGCAAAAGGAGCAACAGCAAGAGGCUGCUGCAGAUCCCAUGUCGUCCUCUGAUGCACCAGAAGAUGGCCCAAAGGGAACGUCAAGUAUAUCGCAAAAUAUCUCUGAUGCAGAUGCAUUUAAAAUUCUCCUGGAGAUGAAGCUGAAGAAGAGGCAGAAAAGGCCUGCUUUACCAAGCACUGUGACUGAGCUUAAUACUGAGGAUGGUUCUAAAGUAUAUGUGGUUGGAACAGCCCACUUCAGUGACAGCAGCAAAAAGGAUGUAGUAAAGACAAUACAAGAAGUGCAGCCUGAUGUAGUUGUGGUGGAACUGUGCCAGUACAGAGUAUCUAUGUUAAAGAUGGAUGAAAAGACAUUACUAAAAGAAGCCAAAGAAAUAAAUCUGGAAAAACUUCAACAAGCUAUAAAACAGAACGGAGUUAUGUCUGGAUUGAUGCAAAUGCUGCUUCUGAAGGUUUCUGCUCACAUCACAGAACAGCUGGGAAUGGCCCCAGGAGGAGAAUUCAGGGAGGCUUUCAAAGAGGCCAGUAAAGUACCUUUCUGUAAAUUCCACCUUGGUGACCGGCCCAUCCCUGUUACAUUUAAGAGAGCAAUUGCUGCACUUUCCUUCUGGCAAAAAGUGAAGCUUGCUUGGGGCCUUUGCUUCUUAUCUGACCCCAUCAGUAAAGAUGAUGUGGAGAAAUGCAAACAGAAGGAUUUACUGGAACAGAUGAUGGCAGAAAUGAUUGGAGAAUUCCCUGACCUUCAUCGAACGAUUGUCUCCGAACGAGAUAUUUACUUGACCUACAUGCUGAAGCAAGCAGCAAAGCAGAUAGAACUACCUCGAGCUUCAGAAAAUGAACCUAGAAAAUAUAUCCCAGCUGUUGUAGUUGGUGUUGUUGGCAUGGGUCACGUACCUGGGAUUGAAAAGAACUGGAAUUCUGACCUAAAGAUCCAGGAAAUAAUGAGUGUGCCUCCUCCAUCAGCUUCAAGUAAGAUUUUCAAAUUUGUUUUAAAAGCAACAGUUUUUGGACUGCUGGGAUACAGCUGCUACCGAAUAGGUCACAGGACAGUUCAGUUUGUUCUCUCAAUGCCAGCAACACAGAGCUAUCUUCAGAGGCUGACAGAGGUGCCUCAGCAGUGAACAACCAGUAGAGGCUCUGUGUGAAGAAGGUGGCUGAGGAAAAGGUGAUGGAGGCAAUGCAUGAACUGGACUGAAGGAUGAGGAUUCUAGUCAGACCUGAUUUGAUGCUGAGCAACACUCAAUCACUAUAUAAUAAAAGAUUUGGUACUAAAGUUACACCAGCUAUGAUCUAAUUAAUAGUUUUGAUUCUUGAUAGGUGUGUUGCAUGAAACCAGAUGAUUCCAGAUUGAGGUAAAAAAAAUGUGUAUGCAAAUAUAUAUAUAUAUAUAUAUAUUGUAUAUGCAUACUAUAUACAUGUACGCUAUAUAUAUGCAUCAUAUAUAAUAUAUAUAUAUAUAACUGAUUAUGUACUACAGGCAGCUUAAAAGGGUGUGUGUUUAUGGCUCCUUUUCCAGCAGAAAGAACAACACAAAGUAUCCUAAUCAGCUGCAUCUCCUCUGAAGUUCAGGGACACUUGAGUGAUUCUUUGCUUUUUUCUUAGAUAUAAUAAUACCAAGUGUUCAUUUCUGGUGCCAGACACUUUUACACAUAAUUUAAAAGGACAUCUUCUCAAUGUGUGUUUUAUACCUUAAACAUUUAGGCUUUUUUUAAACUUAAGAGCUUUCCAGAAAUUUCAGAAUUGUACAGGCUGUCAUACGUACACGGCUCGAGUUUUUUACAAGCCUUACUGAAGAACAGGAAUGUUGCCUUUAGAUUGCAUCCCUUGUUACCACCACCAGUUGAAUUGUCUUUCUCCUGCAUAGAGAAGGUAUAGCCACCCCAUCAGAAUGCAAUGUGGUUUGUGUCAGAUGUUUACAGGACUCUCUGUUCCUUUAGAUUAGCUUAUUUAAACUGUAUUAUUUAGCCAAAUCCUGCUGGUUCCAGUAUUGUAAAUUUAAGAGGCUAGAACUACUGUACAAGUUACUUUUGUUUCUCAGACCUUUCAUAUUUGGCAUAAAAAGCCUGGAAUUAAUCUGCUCCUUGUUUUUGCUACAUGAAAAUACUUUAUUUAUCAAUGUAAUUUCUUGGUGGAUGAAUAUUUUAAUCUAUUUAAUAGGAAAGCAGUGUUCAAUUUAGUUUUUCAACCAAAUGUAGCAUUUUAUUUGGAUUACCUGCUAUUUAUACACAGAAUUAUGGGUACUACAGACUGCUGUUACUUUCUUUUUUAAUCAUCUGGAACACUCAUCCAUCAUCAAUCUUUUUCUUUUUCUUUAUUUUUAAUGCUGGGUUCUUAUUUCAUUGGAAUGUUUUGGUACCUUCCCUUUUUAUAGGAUUGUCAGUGAUUGUAAAAUGCCCUUGGCAAUCAGCUAGUCCUGGUUCAACAACACAGAUAACAUUGUCAUAUCAAAGUUAACCCAAUGUAUUUGAGUGGAAAAGUCCCAUUUGCUCCUCAGGCUCAUAUACAGUUGCUCAUUGCUUAAAGUGAUGUUUUUCUAUCUGUAUUAAUUUCUUUAGGGAAUCAAAGAUGGGAACCAAUAUGUGAGGCAGGAGGAGGAAAAGGUGAUGUUGUGGUUUGUGUUUCAUUGUGGUUUUUCAGUUGGUUCAAUAAAAUCCAGAAACCACUUUUAAUUGGGUAUAUUUCCAAAGGCUUGUCUUGGAAAUAGUUCCAUACAGUGUUUUAUUUGCUAAAAGUGUACAUCUGUCUUCUGUACAGUGUAGUCUUUUUUGAGCUUUUAAAUUUAAGGGCCUGAUGCUCCUCUCUCUGAUGGCAUUGACUUUGCUGGGAGCUGGUCUGUCCAUGCAACCUGAUGCUUUUCUGCCUUGCUCUUUGAAAAUUGUAUGAGUUCCAGUGCAGCAAAUUAUUAAACUGCAUAUUUAUCUUAAACCUUACUGAAUCUAACCUGAUUCUGCAGAGCUCUUAAGAUGAUGCUUGGUGCUCUUCUGAGUCUGGGCCUUACAGGUGUCCAGGGAAUAAACCUUAGCAAAUGAGAAUGACAGCAAUUCAUGCUUCUAGGACACAAAGUGUAAAUGAUAAUACAGAAAACAGUAGGGGCAGGUCCUUUUAUUUUCUAUUUAUUAUUGCUUAAGAAACCACCAGCCAUCUCUAGCAAGAGGAGAAGCAGCAUUUAUAAACAAUUUAUAGAAGAGUAGAGUGACUGCCUAAUUUUUGAUUCUUGUUUUUUAAAAACAUUUAAUGUAUUGUUUACAAUUAAGCAGUACUAUUUGAAUAAUUCUAUUACAUUUUAUGUACAUUUUUAAAAGAUGAAAGCAAAAGCUUAAGCUCACUCUUCUCCUGUCUUUACUGACAUACCAAAAUGUUGUUCUGUUGGUUAUUUUCUUGAGAAUAUUUAGCCGGUAGAAUUAAAUAUAUGGAUAUUUUGCUUUAAGUUAUCUACAGAUUUUUAAAGUAUCUACAGGUAUUUUAAAAGCUCUGUAGAUCUUUGAUAUCUGUGCUCAGGUAAUUUUACACAAAGGAAAACAAAUCUAAGGUAAAUUUUAGAUAGGAGCCUUAAUCUUGGGUGGGACUAAUGCUAAAUGAUUGUCAUGGAGCAUUCUUGUAAACUUGAUGUUUUAUGCUUUUUAGCCAAAAGUGAUUACCAUCUAAGGUGUCCAUUUGUUAUUCAGUUAUACUCUUCAGUCAGUACCUUAAGUCUAUUGUUUCAAUUUUUUUUUUCUUUUUUUUUAACAAAGCAUAUCAGCAGAUUCUUCAGAGAACCUCUUGGAGGAUUUGCAGUUUAUCUUCCCACUGUUGCAAAUUGGCAGAUCACAUGCAUGCACUGUUUAUUCAGUGGCACUGGAGAGUGAUGAACUUCCAGGACUACAAUUCUAUGAAUCCAUACACAGACUCUUGAUGUUGUGUAUUCAAUGUGUUGUACUGUCUAUAUAACAAUCCAUGGUUUAGGUCCAUUCUUUUCUGUUCUAGUCAGUCCUUUCAGUGUUAGCAGCAUCCUGUAAAAUUUAAGUAUAUGUUGAAUUGUCCCAGCCCCGCCUCAACCUUAUGAAGCCAUAUUGUAUUUUUUUGGUGACAUGUACAUCUGUUUUAUGCAUUUGUACAUGUGAUGUAAAUUUGAAGUAUUUUUAACAAUGUGUGCCUUUAAAGUGAUUUAAAGUAAACAGCAGUAUGUUCUAUUAUAUAAAAAAUAAAAUAUUUUAACCACCAUUUCUGUUGAAGGUAUUUAUUUUCCUAAUCAACCAGUAUUUUUAUUAAGAGCAAACACUGGGUAGCUGGAUCUAGUACAGGAUAAUUCCACCAUCUGACACAUUUUCCUGGAGAACAUUAGUUGAACUAAUUACUUUCUGCUGAGGGGCAUCUGAGUGUAAUGCUGGAGCAGGGGAACUAGUUUCUCUACCUACCCCAUGGAACUAGUUAAGAGGAAAAGGAUGGGUUUCCCUGUCCUACUGAACACAGGGAGACUGUCUGCUCAGAAAACCUAAAUUUACAGUUAGGAGCUGUGAGUUGAUUUUGUUGUUGUUGUUUUUCAUGUCUCCAGUGCUCAGUCUUGCAAGGAACUGACAGCUGUAGUCCCAGUCCAGCAGAGCACUCCAACAUUGGCUUUACAUCAGGCACAGUCAUUUGUACUUAAAGUGCUGUCCCCCGUGUGGGAAAUAAAAAUCCUUUAAGUACAAAAGAUGUUGAAUAGUGGCAAAGAGCUUUAUUUUUCAAAUUGACACAGGUAAAUCAAUAUGACCAUUACUUGAAAAAAUAUAUAUUAAUACAAAGACCCUGUGUCACAGACAUAUUUUAUGUAAAUUCCUUUUGGCAGGAUUUUUUUUCCUGAGAAGCUGAGAGGCCUCAGAAAUGAAAUGUAAACAAUAAUUAUCUGCUGCUGUGGAAUGCAACAGGUGCAUCAUGUGAGUUGUUUCUACUUAAUGACCAAUCACAGGUCCAGCUGUGUCAGGACUCUGGUCAGUCACAAGAUUUUAUUAUCAUUCCAUUUCUUUUCCUUGCUAGCCUUCUGAUGAAAUCCUUUCUUUCAGUAUAGUUUUAGUAUUUAAUUUUCUUUUAAUAUAACAUAUAAUCAGCCUUCUGAAACAUGGAGUCAAGAUUCUUGUCUCUUCCUUCAUCCUGGGACCCCUGUGAACGCCACCACAACCCUGUAUUCAUAUAUAUGGUAAGCUGUGUUCCAUACAGAUAAUGUCAUCUGUGUGUACCCUUUGUCAAUCAGUGGUCCAUCUUUUUUUGAUUGUGUGUAAAGCAAAAUGCAGCCCUUUUUUCCUUGAUCAGGCAGAGUUCCCUCCAGUUGCAAUGGGAGCCAUGGCUGCAAAGAAUUGUUGGUAAAACCAUGUAGGUGGAAGAAAAAACUUAGACUAUUGUAGCGCUGUGCUGUCCCUGGGAGUGGCAGAGGAUGCUGCACAGCAACUCUGCUCUGGAGCAGUGCUGGGUCAGACAGGCUCAGGCAGCUCCCUGGUUUGGGAGUGUAUGGUUCAGCAUGACAUUGCACACUGCUGGCCCAUGUCACGUUUGAGGUGUCUUUUCUAUACCAAAUACUGAACAAAAUUUAAAAAUUGACUUUCUGAAGUGGAUUAAAAUGUCGCUGUUUCCACUGGAAGCUGUAUUUCUGUGUGUAUUAUAAAACACCUAAGAAAGUGAGGGACAUAUCAAGUUACCUCAGAGUGCCAAGCAGUGGGAGCUACACAUGGAAAAGAAACAUCACAUUAUUACUUGUGUAACUCUUAAGAUACUCAUGUAUGUAUUUCCCUGUUUCUUUUUAGAACUGAAAUAAACUUUAAUUUUAGA
Messenger RNA from Serinus canaria (Common canary), 5924 nucleotides. RefSeq names its product TraB domain containing (gene TRABD). Lineage: Eukaryota; Metazoa; Chordata; Aves; Passeriformes; Fringillidae. The transcript has 10 exons. The coding region runs from base 146 to 1267 and encodes 373 amino acids. The record is from RefSeq and is a predicted model, not a curated record.